AUGGUGUCUCAACCUCCCGUUUCCUCAGAUCUUUCUGCUACUCCAGGGCUGGAGGAUGAGGAGGUCCAGCAAAAGAUUUAUCCGUCUGGUCUUAAGUUUGCAGCCAUCAUGGUCGCUGUCUGUCUAUCUUUUACGCUGGUAGGCUUGGAUAGCAAUAUUAUUGCAACAGCCGUCCCGGCUAUGACUCGAUAUUUUGGCGUCAAUGAUAUUGCGUGGUAUAAUUCUAUCUAUCGACUCAUGUCGGGCUCGUUUCAGCUUAUGUUCGGAAAGCUCUACGCCAUGCUUCCGGAGAAGAUAUUGAUCCUCACAAGCCUCAGUAUCUUUGCUGCGGGAACUCUUGUGUGUGCUCUUGCACCAAGCUCGCCGGUAUUCAUUCUAGGUCGAGCCAUCACCGGCCUUGCUACCGCCGCUGUCAUAUCGGGGGCAUUUGCAAUGGUCAUACAUAUCACGCCGCUGCGGAAGCGACCAACGUAUGCCGGAAUCGGCGCUGCAACGGAGGCUGUGGCGUCUCUCACGGCUCCUCUCUUUGGUGGUCUUUUGACCGACCGAUUGAGCUGGCGAUGGUGCUUUUUUAUUCAACUACCUCUGAUUGUCGUUGCAUUCUGCAUUGUCAUUUUCUUUCUUGACUUGAGUGCUGGAAAGUCUAUCGGCGAUGAGAACUUGAUAUCAGUCCUGCGUAAGCUGGAUGUACUGGGAACAGCCAUAUUUGUGCCGGCUUUCACAUUGUUACUCCUAGCCCUACAAUGGGGAGGCAACAAGUACAAUUGGUCAGACUGGCGCGUCAUACUGCCAUUAUGCAUUUUUGCGGCCUUGUUCACGGUAUUCGUUUGGCAUCAAAGUCGUCUUGGUGAACAUGCAACUGUUCCGUUUCGCAUCUUGCGACGACGAAGUGUUCUCUUUGGCUUCCUGUUCAGUUCCUGCAAUAAUGGUUCACUGAGCGUUAUUGAAUACUAUAUGCCCACCUAUUUCCAAACCGUCAAAGGGCUCUCAGCAUCCAUGUCGGGUGUAAUGGUUCUUCCAACAGCGGCCGGCCUGGUGGUCUCGGUUCCUCUCGCAGGAUAUCUGACUACUUUGAUCGGAUAUUACAGCCCAUUCAUGCUUGUGAACAGUAUCAUGACGCCGCCUGCAACUGGGCUACUCACUACGUUGAAUGCUGGAUCAAAUAUUUGGACAUACAUGUUUUAUCAAACUUUGCUAGGUUUCGGCACCGGCAUUGGUUUCCAAGGCCCUCAAGUCGCCGUUCAAGCAACCUUCUCCGACUCGGACUCGCAGAUUGGCAUCGCUAUCAUUCAGCUUGCCCAGGCUAUUGGCCCAGCCAUAUGUGUUGCUGCAUCGCAGACCAUCUUCACGUCCAAAUUGCAUUCUUACUUAGCUCAAUUUGCUUCAAAACUAGACGUAGCCGAAUUGACCAGUCACGGUCUUACUAUUCCUGAAGGACUAAGCCCAUGGGAGCACACCGUAGUGGUCUCAGCUUACAGCCAUGCCCUCAACAACUCAUUCUAUCUCCCGGUUGCUUUAUCUUGUGUGACGCUCAUCGGCGCCCUCGGUGUUGAAUGGAAGUCUCUGAAGGGAACCAGAGUCCAAAAAGAAUAA
Trichoderma asperellum CBS 433.97 is the source of this 1593-nucleotide messenger RNA. Lineage: Eukaryota; Fungi; Ascomycota; Sordariomycetes; Hypocreales; Hypocreaceae. The record is from RefSeq and is a predicted model, not a curated record.